GUGCGCGGAGGGGCUGGGAGCGCGGCCUCGGCGGCACGUGGGGAACGGGGUGAAGGGCCCGCGGAGCCCGGCGCCGGGAGGGGAUGCGAGCAUGGCCAUGGCCCAGGCCGGGGCGGCGGCCGCGGCUGCCAGCGGGCUCCUCGUCUUCCUGCUCUACUCCGCCAUCCACCGCGUCGAGGAGGGACACCUGGCCGUGUACUACAGGGGUGGAGCGUUGCUGACCAGCCCGAGCGGCCCUGGCUACCACAUCAUGCUCCCGUUCAUCACCACCUUCAAAUCCGUGCAGACCACGCUGCAGACUGAUGAAGUGAAGAAUGUGCCUUGUGGGACAAGUGGUGGUGUUAUGAUCUACAUUGACCGAAUAGAAGUUGUGAAUAAGCUGGCCCCAUAUGCAGUGUACGACAUCGUGAGGAAUUACACCGCUGACUACGACAAGACCCUGAUCUUCAACAAAAUCCACCACGAGCUGAACCAGUUCUGCAGUGCCCAUACCCUGCAGGAGGUGUACAUCGAGCUGUUUGAUCAGAUAGAUGAGAACUUGAAGUUGGCCCUGCAGAAAGAUCUCAAUGUCAUGGCACCAGGUCUCACUAUCCAGGCUGUGCGUGUUACAAAACCCAAAAUUCCAGAGGCCAUCCGAAGAAACUUCGAGCUAAUGGAGGCUGAGAAGACCAAGCUGCUGAUUGCUGCCCAGAGGCAGAAGGUGGUGGAGAAGGAGGCAGAGACAGACAGGAAGAAAGCACUCAUUGAGGCAGAGAAGGCUGCACAGGUGGCCAGGAUUCACUACCAGCAGAAGAUCAUGGAGAAGGAAACGGAGAAGCGGAUUUCUGAGAUUGAAGAUGCUGCAUUCCUGGCAAGGGAGAAGGCAAAAGCUGAUGCAGAGUACUACACUGCUCGGAAGCUGGCUGACUCCAACAAGCUGAAGCUGACCCCUGAGUAUCUGGAGCUGAUGAAGUACCAGGCCAUAGCUGCCAACAGCAAGCUGUACUUCGGCGACCGCAUCCCCGGCGUGUUCCUGGAUUCCUGUGCCUUCCAGCAGGCCGGCCUGAGGACUGCCCACGAAAGCAGCCUUCCUGCCCAGGAAGCCCCAGAGAGCUCUGGAGAAAGGCCUGUCAGAGGCGAGGAGAGCACGGGCUGAGGGAGGCAGAGGGAGCCUGGUGUAGCUCAGCAGUGAGCCCGGCUGUGCCCGGGGACGAGGCCCUGGGGCGAUGCAGCACGUGCCUGGACAUCUUCUGUAUAGGUGGCACUUGGGUUGAUUUUCUUCUAGCAACAGAUUGCAAGGGCUCUGCCUCUUCUGUUUCUCCCCCUGUUAAAUUGGUGCUUCCAAAGGAGAGAUAAUCCUGUACUAACAUACCUAUACUGGAAUAUUAAAGGACAGACAUCAGGAGAGCCUCCCGGGGCAGGAAUUAUUUAGCAGGCAUUGCUCUGCAGGAAGGAGAUGUGGCUUUGAGUGCUGUGUUGCUGCACACAGGUCAUUGCUCAGCACUCCUGGCUGAGGCUGAGUGAAGAGGAGGUUCCCCUCGUCCUGCUGCUGAAGCUUUGCUUGGUGGAGGUUUCUGUUGACGCUGUCUCGCUCCCCUCAAGGACUCCAGUGGAGUGGACUCUCCUUGGCCAGCUUGUUCCUGCUCGGGGUGAGGAGUGGUUUGCUGUGGAAUAGAUUAUGGGAGUAGGAUCUGCACAGCCGUGAUAUUCCUGUAAACAACAGUGCUGGAUAACAACUUGGAGGAAGCAGCCUCUGAAGGGAUUCUGCAACCCCUCUCUCCAAGCCAAAGCCUCACACUGGCUGCCUGGGACUGACUCUGGUGUUCCCACUGCGUGGCUGAGUCUCAUUGCCUCCUAAACCAGAUUUUCAGGAGCACCUCAGAGCAGCUGUUUGGGAACAGAGCCCGUCAAGUCUUUGCUCAGAUUCCAGCCUCCCUGUAAGUCAUUCACCAGGGAAAGGGGGCUGAAUUUCCACUGCUCUGCCAUGCUGGCAAAGUGAAGGGGAAGAGAAGAGUGAAAGGACCCUGCUGUGCAGCAGAUCAGAUGUUUGACACUACAGCUGCAAAGUAGGUGAGGCAUUGCUGCUUCUCCGUGCAAAAUCCACUGCUGCAGGAAGUGGGACCUGCUUUGUGUGUCCUUGAACAGCCAUGGCAAGGAGUGUGUCCCUGGUCCUCUUGUCCCUGGCCGGGCUUGCUGGUAGAUGGAUCUGUCCUUAUUUGUGCUGUGAUA
Molecule: messenger RNA, 2208 nt
Organism: Lonchura striata (white-rumped munia)
Lineage: Eukaryota; Metazoa; Chordata; Aves; Passeriformes; Estrildidae
Gene: ERLIN1
Product: ER lipid raft associated 1
Biological process (GO): SREBP signaling pathway
Cellular component (GO): endoplasmic reticulum membrane; endoplasmic reticulum
Molecular function (GO): cholesterol binding; ubiquitin protein ligase binding
Source: RefSeq, a predicted model, not a curated record